Raphanus sativus (radish) is the source of this 1263-nucleotide messenger RNA. Its product is annotated as protein CUP-SHAPED COTYLEDON 1. Gene Ontology annotation, molecular function: DNA binding. Gene Ontology annotation, biological process: regulation of DNA-templated transcription. The transcript is spliced from 3 exons. Bases 169 to 1086 code for a protein of 305 amino acids. The record is from RefSeq and is a predicted model, not a curated record. Lineage: Eukaryota; Viridiplantae; Streptophyta; Magnoliopsida; Brassicales; Brassicaceae.
UUUUUUUCUGUUAUAUCACAUCAGUUGCUUGUAGAACAGAAGAAACACAGAUCAUUAAAAAUGACUCUUUUUUAUUUCCUCUUCCUUCGUCUUUAAAAAAAAAAAAACUUGGUAAAAUCUAGGGUUUUGUUGGCUUUGGAGCUUCCUCCUCUUGUUGUGUUGCCCAAAAUGGAUAUUGAUGUGCUCAAUGGUUGGGAGAGAUCAAGAUUUGAAGAUGGAACCGUAAUGCCACCUGGAUUUAGGUUUCAUCCAACUGAUGAAGAGCUCAUUACUUACUAUCUCCUCAAGAAAGUCCUUGACUCCAAUUUCUCAUGUGCGGCCAUUUCUCAAGUUGAUCUCAACAAGUGUGAGCCUUGGGAACUUCCUGAGAAAGCGAAGAUGGGAGAGAAGGAGUGGUACUUCUUCGCACUAAGAGAUAGGAAGUACCCAAGGGGACUGAGAACGAACAGAGCAACAGAAGCUGGUUAUUGGAAAGCAACUGGCAAAGACAGAGAGAUCAAAAGCUCAAAGACAAAAUCGCUUCUCGGGAUGAAGAAAACUCUCGUCUUUUACAAAGGCAGAGCUCCAAAAGGUGAGAAAAGCUGUUGGGUCAUGCACGAGUACCGCCUCGACGGCAAAUUCUCUUACCAUUACAUUACUUCCUCCGCUAAGGACGAAUGGGUUCUCUCUAAAGUUUGUCUGAAAAGCAGCGUAGUCAGUAGAGAGACGAAGCUGUUCUCUUCUUCCGUCGCCGGUGUCAGUUGCUCCUCUUCCGCCGGGUCUGUAAUUGCUCCGGUCAUUGAUACCUUUGCGACUGAGCACGUGUCCUGUUUCUCCAAUACCUCCUCCUCUGCAUCUCAUGCCGAUGCGAUCUUUCCUACGUACCUUCCCGCUCCACCACCAUCUCUGCCACGUCAACCUCGCAGCAUUGAUGAUGACGUGGGGUUUGGUCAGUUUAUGGGUCCGGGAUCUUCUGGACAGCUCAAUAUCGACGCAGCGUUCUUGCUGAAUCAACCUUCUCUGCCUCCGACGGUUCUUCCUCUUCCCCCUCAGUGGUACGAACUGUACAGUGGAGCCGCGGUGAGUAGCUGGCCGUUUGCUCUCUGAUGAUCAUCAUAGAUUCGUUUCUCAAGGAGAACAAAACUUUCGUUUAAUUAAUGGCGGCUUUGUGUUAGUCUCGAUUCGUGUCGUUAUCGCGUUAUGUUUAUUUUCGUGUUUGUAAUAUUUAUGCAUGAGUUUCUAUGUUAAGUACAUUGAAUUUCCUAAUUUCGUUUUCUUUGCAAG